AGAGUAUUUGAAGUGUGUGGUAUUAGUACUUUUACUGCAGUAAAGGCUCCGAAUACUUCCUCCACACAGGAGUUAAGAAGCUGCCGGCCUUCACGACAGUUCUCAUCGUGAUACGGUAACGUAAAGUGUCGCAGCAGAAGUAAACAUGUGGAGAGUUCAGUAGCCAUUCAAAAUAACCACCGACCUGAUGGAGAACUACAGUAAAGCUCGGACGGUGGAGCAGCCGUGCGUCUGUCCGUUCCCCGGCCUCCCCCCCGACACGCCAGAGGUCCGCGUCAAAGACGGCAGCAAGAUCCGCAACCUGCUGCGUUACGCUCUGAGCCGCGUGGAGGCCAAACCCCGCCCCGCGGCCGAGGACGGGGGCGUGGCUGCACUGGGUCAACCGGAAGCAGCGGGCCGGCCGCUCUGCCAACACAUCGUCUUCACGGCGACCGGGAAAGGCGUGUCUAAGGCAGUCACGUGCGUCGAGAUCGUGAAGCGGCGCGUGAAGGGGCUGCACCAGCUCACGCGGCUGCUGUUCAGCCGCGUGGACGAGGUGUGGGAGCCGCUGGAGCCCGCCGCCGGCCUCGACAGUCUCACUGUCAGCAGGAACGUGCCCGCCAUCUGGAUCCUGCUCUGCAGAGAGCCGCUGGACGCCAGCCAGCACGGAUACCAGGCGCCGGGCUGCUACGACGCCCUGUGGGCUCAGGCAGCCAGCAGGGAGGAGGCAGGGGGGCUCAGCGGACAGAGACCGGGACACAAGAGGAAGAAGGGAGGAGGAGGAGGAGGAGGAAGAGGCGGCGGCGGCGGCGGCAGAGGUAGGGGACUCGGCCGUCAGACUGGACGGCCCAGAGAGCCCCCUAAAGGACAGAGUUGAUGUAGCUCUUUACAAACUGCAUGGAGCAUGGCGAGGACACUCAGAGGAGCUGUGGCUGGAAUUAUUUCCACACGUGCUGAUCAUUUUUGAAAUGAUGCAUCACUCAUUAUUUAAACGUUAUGUGCAAACAUGUUUGCUCUUAUUCUGAAAAGACAAUAUUCUGACUAAGGUUUCACUCACGUUGCUACGUUUUGGUUAAAAAGGAAUAGAGCUCAACAGUCCCACCCCUCCUCCCAGAGACCUUGGGUUCCUGAAGUAAAUUUCCUGUUCAUUUCUCCCAUUGACGUCUG
Molecule: messenger RNA, 1146 nt
Organism: Sander lucioperca (pikeperch)
Lineage: Eukaryota; Metazoa; Chordata; Actinopteri; Perciformes; Percidae
Product: ribonuclease P/MRP 25 subunit-like
Exons: 2
Coding region: 188-856 (222 amino acids)
Biological process (GO): tRNA 5'-leader removal
Cellular component (GO): ribonuclease MRP complex
Molecular function (GO): RNA binding
Source: RefSeq, a predicted model, not a curated record